This is a messenger RNA of Tachysurus vachellii, 1214 nucleotides long. RefSeq names its product chromosome 1 C6orf120 homolog (gene c1h6orf120). The transcript is spliced from 2 exons. Bases 16 to 747 code for a protein of 243 amino acids. Lineage: Eukaryota; Metazoa; Chordata; Actinopteri; Siluriformes; Bagridae. The record is from RefSeq and is a predicted model, not a curated record.
GUUUGUUUAAUUAAGAUGAGGAUUGUGGUGUACACCUGGUGGACGGCAGGUGGCAGUAAAGCACCUGUGGUUUGUGAAAGGUAUGAAGAAGAAGAAGAGAGAACGUCAGUAGCGCUGUUAGCAGGUUAUUUUUUUGACAAUGCACUGGACAGCUGCAGAUAUGUUUGGUGGCUGGCAGCAGUGACCAUGCUGUGUUUCCGUAUUCCGUUUUUGUUGGUACUCCUCUAUCAGGUUCAAGAAUCCAUCCAGGUCUCUGAGGAAUUCUUAGUGCCUGAUGAAUGGAUUCUGCUUCAUGUUGUUCAAGGCCACAUUGGUGCAGGAAACUACAGCUACCUGCGGCUCAACCAUGAUGGACGCAUCAUCCUUCACAUGUUCAGCCUCAAAGGUGAUGCUGACCUCUAUGUCUCCGACAAGACUCUGCGUCCGGACUUCGAUACCUACAAGCUCCAGUCGGCCACCUGUGGCCACGAUGUGGUCGUGGUUCCAGACGACUUUGUUAGACCAGUGGGCAUCGGGAUCUAUGGGCAUCCCUCUCACCUGGAGAGCGAGUUUGAGAUGAGGGUGUUUUAUGAUCAGACCGCUUUAACCGAAGACCUGUUUCUAAAGGACUCUUAUUCUCCAGAGCAGAAUCACGAACAGCCCAAAUACCCACAGCCGGGUAACGGAGAGGAAUUUGAGGAAGAAGAGCCCAUCCUGUGGACCAUUCUCAUUGGGAUCCUGAAGAUAAUACUUGAAAUUUUGUUUUGAUUAUUGAUGUGAUUUUGGCAUUAGGAUUAGCUUCUUAGAAAAGAGCAUUGAAAUAUAUGUGGCCAAAAUAAAAAGCACUGGAGGGAUUUUUUUUUCUCUUUUGGUACCAGGUUAAAUGUUGAUCCUAGACUUAAAUCCUGGAGUCUUAAUUAUCAUAACAAACAGAACAUACAGUCUGUACUCAUGUUUUCCCCUUGAUCACGUGCAAAUGGCAGUUUUACUGUCAAUGUAAGUGAAAUGAGGUUCAUAUUUUUGACUGUAAUUCAUUUUCAGUUGCAUUACUAAUGUAGUAAUGAUUGUUUGAAUCUGCUGAGGUUCUGAGCCCUAUGCAAUCACCCAAAUCAGCUUUUGGAAAGAAUAACAACUGUGCCUUUCGUCCUUUCCUUCAGAAAUGGAGAGGCGUGAUAUGAUGCAACCAUAAAGUUUGUAACAUUUUCAAAUAAAGUAAGUCACUUGUGCACACUGCA